AGUGCACGGAUUAUAAUGUAUAAUAUAAUGUUUAUAAUAUUGAUGUAGAACUAUAUUAUAUUAUAUGAAUUGUAUGAUUUGUUUUAUGAUAUAAUUAUUAUUUAUAAUCAUAAUAUUGAUCAUUCAUAACGCUCUGAAUUAUAUUUUGCUUUAAAAUUCACAGAAGAUAAAUAUAAUUUAAAACAUAAAUAAAAAGAAUGUAUUACUUAUUCAAAUAUAGUGCAUAUUUUAAUAUGUUUAAUAUUUGUUAUAUAUUGGAAUAAUAGCUACUGCUGAUACAUAACCGUGUGGGCUUUUCAUAGGCAUAUGGUUGGAUAUUUGGCCAAUCGCUGUUUCCGACGUGUUUGUGACGAUGCUGAGCUGGGCUCUGUGUAUUUGGAUUAGGCACCAGUGCAAAUCUUGGCCGUACAAACGAGACUAUACUGUACUCCAAGCAUAGGCCUUCUUUUAUGAAUACUUUUAUUUUCAUUUAAUUAUUGCCUUGCACCAAUAGACAUGUCAGGCUUGUGUGUCUUUGUGCUUGCAUUCUGCUGGUCGAUGAUGGUACCGUGCAUGGGUUAUCCGUCGUCAGUAGCGGCACCGGCGCAGCCCUGUCUCGCCCCGUUACAAUGGGAGGGUCGGACCGUUGAAUAUGACCACAGUACUGGAAGAAAUACACGGGCAGCGGUCUCCUAUGAUGCACAGAAUCAACGAAUUAGGGUCCUAGAACAGAAGACAGGACACACACCCUAUAUACAUGGACAUAAGGAAUACAGAAUAGUAGAAAUAAGAAUGACUACCAAAAGGUUCUUUGAGUACAUCUACCUGUUCAAGAGUGGAGUGCUUUUCCAGAUUGAACAAGUUACUAAGAAGUGUGCAAAGAUUGCGCUGACUGAGGCCUGGGACCCUUAUGAUAUACCUCUGAACUCCACAUAUGAGGACCAGUACUUUAUCGGUGGACCUGGAGACAUGAUUGAAGUUCAAGAAUGGUCUGAUCGGAAACCAGCUCGCAAAAAUGAAGCUUGGGUAGGUGUGUACACUUUGAAUGACUGCUAUCCCGUGCAAGAGACGUACACCAAGAACAGUAGUGUGACCACUUCCACUCGCUUCUUUGACCUUCAUCUGGGCAUCAGUGACCCUGGAGUGUUCAUCCCACCCAGCACCUGCCAAUCAGCACUGUCUGAGAAGAUGACUACUGACUGCUGAAUAUAUCAUUGGUCUCUGGUCCUCAUUAAUGCACCUGGGCUUUGCAUUACAUGCUCAAAAUAGAUUUACCAGUAUAGACAGCUUAAAAUGACAGCUUUUCAAUUAACCAAUAUUACACUAAAAAGAACACAUGAAAUAAGUGCAGUUACUGUAAACAAACAUAACUUUAAAAUCAACCAAAAAGUCAGUUUAUAGACUUUGAGUUAAAAUGUGAACUAUGCUACAUACAGUGCUCAAAAGUUUGCAAGCCCUGGCAGAAAUUGUGAAAUUUUGGCAUUGAUUUUGAAAAUAUGACUGAUCAUGCAAAAAAUCACUGAUCAUGUCUUUUAUUUAAGGAUAGUGAUCAUAUGAAGCCAUUUAUCAUCACAUAGUUGUUUGGCUCCUUUUUAAAUCAUAAUGAUAACAGAAAUCACCGAAAUGGCCCUGAUCAGAAGUUUACAUACCCUUGAAUGUUUGGCCUUGUUACAGACACACAAGGUGACACAAACAGGUUUAAAUGGCAAUUAAAGGUUAAUUUCCCACACCUGUGGCUUUUUAAAAUGCAAUUAGUGUCUGUGUAUAAAUAUUCAAUGAGUUUGUUAGCUCUCACGUGGAUGCACUGAGCAGGCUAGAUACUGAGCCAUGGGGAGCAGAAAAGAACUGUCAAAAGACCCGCGUAACAAGGUAAUGGAACUUUAUAAAGAUGGAAAAGGAUAUAAAAAGAUAUCAAAAGCCUUGAAAAUGCCAGUCAGUACUGUUCAAUCACUUAAGAAGUGGAAAAUUCAGGGAUCUCUUGAUACCAAGCCAAGGUCAGGAAGACCAAGAAAGAUUUCAGACACAACUGCCAGAAGAAUUGUUUGGGAUACAAAGAAAAACCCACAGGUAACCUCAGGAGAAAUACAGGCUGCUCUGGAAAAAGAUGUUGUGGUUGUUUCAAGGAGCACAAUACUUGUUGACCCCUCUCCAAAGACAGCGCUUAUGGUUGUGACCAUAAAGCUAUUUUGGUCUCGUCACUCCAAAUUACAGUGAGCCAGAAGCUGUGAGGCGGGUCAAGGUGUUGUCGGGCAUAUUGUAACUGGGCUUUUUUGUGGCAUUGCCGCAGUAAAGGCUUCUUUCUGGCAACUCGACCAUGCAGCUCAUUUUUGUUCAAGUAUCGUCAUAUUGUGCUCCUUGAAACAACCACACCGUCUUGGCUUGGUAUCAAGAGAUCCCUGAAUUUUCCACUUCUUAAGUGAUUGAACAGUACUGACUGGCAUUUUCAAGGCUUUGGAUAUAUUUUUAUAUCCUUUUUCAUCUUUAUAAAGUUCCAUUACCCUGUUACGCAGGAAUUUGACAGUUUUUUUGCAUGGUCAGUCAUAUUUUCAAAAUCAAUGCCAAAAUUUCACAAUUUCUGCCAGGGUAUGCAGACUUUUGAGCACAACUGUAUAUAAUUUAAGCCUCAUUUAUAUUUUAAUGCCACAUUCUGGACAAACUAUAUGGUGUUCUGCUGAGCCUCAGUGGGCUAAUGUAGUACUUUAUUUUUGGUUUUACUAUUAAUUAUGAGUUCUGCUACAUUUUAUCAUUAUUAUUUAUUUUAUUUUGCCUUAAAGCUGAUUUAAAGUGUGGAUACAUAUAAUUUCAAAAAUUUUGUUUAUAGUUGUUGAAGAAAUCUCUAGACUUCAAUGUUGAUUUCAGUAAAUAGUGUUUACCUCACUACUAAUGUUGUAAAUUUAUUUAAAUUUAUCAAACAUAUACAUUGACAUUAAUCAAGGAUAUUUUGCCUGAAAAAGACUAUAUACUGAUACUGUAGUAGCUGUAGCUGAGUACAUCAGAUUCUGUGUUUUGUGACAGUGCUGGUCUCCAAUUACAAUCUGUAGAGGUGUGAAAUAAACACCCGACCUUUCCAAGCUAUCUUGAUGAUUAACAUCACAAUAGAAAAUGUGACAAAGUAAUGUUAUGAGGUAAUGUUUGCUUAGAUUGCAUCUUGAAAGCAUAUGUGAAUACAAAAUAAAUGGGUCAAUAAUGUGA
This is a messenger RNA of Myxocyprinus asiaticus (Chinese sucker), 3171 nucleotides long. It is a transcript of the gene epdr1, whose product is annotated as ependymin related 1. The transcript has 4 exons. Gene Ontology annotation, cellular component: lysosome; extracellular region. Gene Ontology annotation, biological process: cell-matrix adhesion. Lineage: Eukaryota; Metazoa; Chordata; Actinopteri; Cypriniformes; Catostomidae. The record is from RefSeq and is a predicted model, not a curated record. Bases 496 to 1185 code for a protein of 229 amino acids. Gene Ontology annotation, molecular function: calcium ion binding.